Molecule: messenger RNA, 1262 nt
Organism: Theobroma cacao (cacao)
Lineage: Eukaryota; Viridiplantae; Streptophyta; Magnoliopsida; Malvales; Malvaceae
Product: tRNA N(3)-methylcytidine methyltransferase trm141-like
Source: RefSeq, a predicted model, not a curated record
AGAAAAAAAAGAAGAAAAAAUCAACAUCAACCAAACGGGGCUUUAACUUAAUAUCAGCAAAGUAGAAGAAACAGCAGAACCGCGAGAAUGCGGGAAAUUACAGCUCUAGCACUAGCAGUCGGAAUUGACCCCAUCUAUUCUCGCCUGAAGCCAUCAAUUUACUUAAUCUCGACCGUCCAUCAAUGCCGCCGGCAUUUUCGUCCGGCGGUCAUCCAAGCUGGGCGCAGAUAUCCAAACUUGGAUGAUUACUACCAGAAAAACGCCCGCAAGUUCUGGGAUAACUUUUACAAGCGCCAUAAAAACACGUUCUUUAAGGAUAGGCAUUACUUGGAGAAGGACUGGGGGCAAUACUUAUCUGAUGAUGCUCAUUCCCCAAAUGGCAAAGUUGUUUUAGAGGUUGGUUGUGGAGCUGGCAAUACCAUCUUUCCACUUGUGGCAGCAUAUCCCAAAAUUUAUGUGCAUGCUUGUGAUAUCUCACCUCAUGCGGUCGCGCUUGUUAAGUCACAUGUGAAGUUUAAAGAAGAUCGGGUAAAUGCAUUUGUCUAUGAUGUUACAGUUGACAAUCUACUUGAAAGGAUUAAUCCUUCUUCGGUUGAUGUCAUUACCUUGAUUUUUAUGCUGUCUGCAGUUUCUCCAUAUAAAAUGGCCUUGAUAUUGCAGAACAUUAGAAGAGUACUAAAGCCAGAUGGAUAUGUUCUCUUGCGAGAUUAUGCUGUUGGAGAUUUUGCUCAAGUGAAGCUAGAAAACAAGAAUCAGAUGAUAAGCGAGGGCUUUUAUGUACGAGGUGAUGGAACUUGUUCAUUUUACUUCUCUGAAGAUUUCUUGUCAACCUUAUUUUUGCAAGCUGGCUUCAACACUGUAGAUAUGAGUACAUACAACAAGCAAAUCAAGAAUCAUCACAGGAAUAUAAAUAUGGAUCGGCAUUGGAUACGAGCUGUUUUUAACAACUCGGGUUGAUAUAUUGUCCAGAUUUAGCUCAAAUUCUGCAACCCAGAUGACAGUCUUAUAAUUCAUAUGUGGAAUGCUCAGUAAUUAGCCAGGUAUGAGUGUUUUGUGUCGGGUACGUAUUCCCAACAUCUGUUCACUACAAAUGUAUGAUAACUGAAUCUUGACCCUCCAUGAUGUGAGGAUCUACGUGGGACCUAUAUGAGAACUGCAUUGACCCCAUAUUCAUGGAUGGAAAAGAUGUAAAUAUAUCCAAUCAAUUGUGAUGCGUUUUUCCCUUGUUGCUGUUGUCUGUUGAUAUUCAACUCUGCAUUCAA